UCUCUCUCUCUCUCUGCCCCGCACCUAAUCGACCAAUCGCCAGAUCGCCAUCGCAGGAUUUAUCGAACGCAACCACCGGAUUCGAUCUCCCGUCUGCCGAUCGUGCCCCCCUCCAUUCUCGAGCUCCGCUUCACAUCGAGUGGGAUAGAUAAAUGAAAGCUUGGAAUUUGGAGCCCAGGUAGGAAGGGAUUUGUAGUUAGCUAGCGCAGAAUGGCGUGGUUGGGGAAGGUGUCUUUGGGCGGCUUCCCGGAUCUGGCCGGGGCCGUGUCCAAACUGAGCGAGAGCGUCAAGAACAUCGAGAAGAACUUCGAUAGUGCUCUCGGAUUGGACGAGAAACACGAUUCUGGUGAUGAAGGUUCUGCAAAAUGGACAUCAGCAUCAGAUGGUAAAGGGAUUUUUGAACCUGUGAUGGCUUUUAUGGGGAAUAAAGGAGAGGAAGGACCUUCCAAAGCAUCAGUAAAAGAAGAAUCUUUGGAACACCCUCCAUCAGCUGAAGAAUCUGAAAAAAUUCCAUCAGCUGAAACAACUGCUCUUUCUGACAAGGGAAUUGAAGAUUCCACAAGUAAGGUUGAUGACACUGAUUCUAAUAAUGCUAGCAUCAUUGCCAAUGAACCUGGAGAACUCGAUCAGAUCAGCGCUGUUGUUGGAUCAAGUCAUUCACAAGAUGAAACAGAGACUUCAUUGUCUGGAAGCAAGGAAGAAGCAGAUUUACCUCCUGUAUUCCAACAUAAGGUAGAUGCAGAUGGAGAUGCAAGUAAUAACUCACAACCAGGAGAUUCCCAGUUGCAGAUUGCAGAGAGUGUGGAACCUAAUGUCAAUAGUGUUUUCCAUGCACCUGAAGGGUUGCAGCAUGCAAGCGAUUCACAAGGAAGCCAUGUCAAAAAUGAGACAGAAGCUGAGCAGCUUGUUGAUAAAGGAUCUCCUAAACAUUCUAAUGUUGUAGUUAGUGUCCAAGAAAGCCUUGAAAAAGAGGCUUCUGUUGCAAUAAUUCCUGUUGGUAUCAUGAAGCAUGAUCAUCCCAAUGAAUUUUCUGACAAUAAUGUUCCAAAACCAAUUGGCAACGAGCAGGAUCAAAAUGAAACUUCUGAAUCAGUAUCGCAUGACGAUGAUGCAUCUCUGAAGUCAGCGAAAUUAAGCUCCGAGGCAAUGCUUGUUGAAGCUGAGAAUGACAAUGCUGUAUCAAACAAUGUGCCAAAUUCAGUGAAUUCUUUUGCUGAAGUGGAGAAGGUGAAACAAGAAAUGAAAAUGAUGGAGGCUGCAUUACAAGGUGCUGCUAGACAAGCCCAGGUUAAAGCUGAUGAAAUUUCUAAAUUGAUGAAUGAGAACGAACAGUUAAAAUCUAUUAUUGAGGAUUUAAAGAGGAAGUCAUCAGAAGCAGAAAUAGAUGCCCUACGAGAGGAAUACCACCAAAAAGUGUCAUCUCUUGAAAGAAAGGUUUAUGCUCUCACCAGAGAAAGGGAUACAUUGAGGAGAGAACAAAGCAAAAAAAAUGAUGCAGCUGCUCUUUUGAAAGAAAAAGAUGAGAUUAUUAGUCAAGUUAUGGCUGAAGGUGAAGAGCUGUCGAAAAAGCAGGCUGCUCAAGAAGCAACUAUCAGAAAGCUAAGGGCACAGAUUCGGGAGCUUGAAGAAGAAAAACAAAGACUCAACUCAAAGCUUCAGGUUGAGGAGACAAAAGUAGAAAGUAUAAAAAGAGACAAGGCGGCAACUGAAAAGUUGCUGCAGGAAACCAUAGAAAGAAAUCAAUCAGAACUUGCUGCUCAGAAGGAAUUUUAUACCAAUGCACUUAAUGCAGCCAAGGAGGCUGAAGCUUUGGCAGAGGCACGAGCUAAUAAUGAAGCUAGAGUUGAACUUGAGAGUCGCCUGAAGGAAGCUGGUGAACGUGAAGCUAUGUUGGUUCAGACACUCGAGGAGUUGAGGCAGAGUCUGACUAGAACAGAGCAACAGGCGGUCUUUAGAGAAGAAAUGCUGCGAAGGGAUAUUGAUGAUCUUCAGAAACGCUAUCAAGCAAGUGAACUACGCUACACAGAGCUGAUCACACAAGUUCCUGAGUCAACUCGGCCACUUCUGAGGCAGAUUGAGGCAAUGCAGGAGACAUCUGGUAGAAGAGAGGAAGGCUGGCUUGUUGUAGAAAGAGCCCUGAACUCCCGCUUGCAGGAGGCAGAAGCCAAAGCGGCUGCUGCAGAGGAAAAAGAGCGAUCACUGAAUGAGCGUCUGUCACAAAGUCUAUCACGAAUUACUGUUCUUGAAACUCAGAUUUCAUGUAUCAGAGCAGAGCAAACACAACUAAGCAGAUCACUUGAAAAGGAAAGGCAGAGAGCAUCUGAAAGCAGACAAGAAUAUCUAGCAGCAAUGGAGGAAGCUGCUACACAAGAGGGUCGGGCCAAGCAGCUUGAAGAUGAAAUCAAGGAGAUUAGGAGCAAACAUAAAAAGGAGUUACAAGAUGAAAUGAUUCACAGAGAACUUUUAGAGAAGGAGCUUGAAAGGGUAAGAACUGCCAAAGCAGAAUUGGAAAAAACUCUUGCUCGUGAAACUCCCCCAAUUGCAGAUCAAGAUCAAACCAAAAAUCUACCUACUAGGAAGCUUUCAAGUGCUGGCAGUUUGAGUAGCAUCGAAGAGAGCAUUUUCUUGCAAGCAUCUUUAGACUCGUCUGAUAACUUUUACUUGGAGAGGAGAGCAUCUGGGGAAGCAACAGUUUCUCCAUAUUUUUUGAAGAGCAUGACACAGAGUGCAUAUGAAGCAGCGCUUCGUCAAAAGGAUGGUGAACUUGCAUCAUAUAUGUCACGUUUGGCUUCACUGGAAUCUAUUCGGGAUUCUCUUGCAGAGGAACUGGUCAAAAUGACAGAGCAGUGUGAUAAGCUGCAAGCAGAAGCAGCAGUUUUACCUGGGUUACGGGCAGAGCUGGAAGCCUUAAGGCGCAGGCACUCAUCAGCACUGGAACUUAUGGGUGAACGUGAUGAAGAGUUGGAGGAACUCCGAGCUGACAUCAUUGACCUAAAGGAAAUGUACCGAGAACAAGUAGAUUUGCUUGUGAACAGGAUUCAAGUGAUGACUUCAUCGGCUGGCGCAACUUAGGUGUCCUAAAGAGAUGCUUGUUCUGUGAGGGUCAUGGUAUAAACUGAUAAUUUUGUGUUGUUCCUAAGAUUAAAUAGAAUUAUUGAUGGGUUAUUCUUUUGUAUUUGCCAUAAUGGUAUAUAUAUGCAAUGCAUUCAGGCCGGAAGCUUCUGUAGCCAUGCAUUUCUAAAGGCUUCAUUCAUUAGUAAGAUGCUUUGUUGUAUUUAAUGAAAAGAAUAUGAAGUUAUGUUUGGUGCUUUA
Musa acuminata subsp. malaccensis (wild Malaysian banana) is the source of this 3312-nucleotide messenger RNA. Its product is annotated as golgin candidate 5. NCBI's taxonomy places the organism in Eukaryota, Viridiplantae, Streptophyta, Magnoliopsida, Zingiberales, Musaceae. The record is from RefSeq and is a predicted model, not a curated record.